AUGGAGUCCAAGAACGUAUUGGCCGCGGUGGUCGCCGCCUUGGCGAUGAUCCUCGCCAUCGCCUUGUGGCUUCUGAUGCGCUACGUCGUCCUCAAUCGGAGGCGGUCGUCGGAUCUCCGGCGAGUGGCCAGCGAGGGCAGGGAGCUCCGGUUCCAGUAUAGCUUCUUCCGGCGAGUCGCGGGGCUGCCCACCAAGUACUCGCUGAGGGACCUCGACAGGGCCACCGACAACUUCCGGUGGAUGCUGGGCCGCGGCGCCUCGGGGGCGGUCUUCAAGGGGGUCCUCGACGACGGCACGCCGGUGGCGGUGAAGCGCAUCGAGGGGGCAGAGUACGGUGAGAAGCAGUUCAAGGCGGAGAUCGCAGCCGUCGCCAGCGUGCAGCACGUGCACCUCUUGCGCCUCCUCGGCUACUGCCACGUGAACGGGGGAGGCGGCGGGCCCUGCUUCCUCGUCUACGACUACAUCGAGAACGGCUCCCUGGACGAGUGGAUAUUCCCGUCGCCGAAGCGGCAAAGGGGGCUGACGUGGCCGCUGAGGUACAGGGUGGCGGUGGACGUGGCGCGGGGGCUGGCGUACCUGCACCACGACUGCCGCGCGCGGGUGCUGCACUUGGACAUUAAGCCGGAGAAUAUUCUGUUAGACGACGAAUUCCGGGCGGUGGUUGCGGAUUUCGGGCUGUCGAAGCUGAUGAACAGGGACCAGAGUCGGAUCGUGGCCAGCAUGAGGGGGACAAAGGGGUACCUGGCGCCGGAGUGGCUUCUCGGCACCGGAAUCUCCGAGAAGUCCGACGUGUACAGCUACGGCAUGGUGCUGCUGGAGCUGGUCGGUGGCCGCCGGAACGUGAGACUGGUGGAGGACGGCGGCGGUGAAGGAAGGGGGAAGCAGAGUAAGUGGUCCUACUUCCCGAAGACGGUGAUGGAGAAGGUGAGGGAAGGGCGGCUGAUGGAGGUGGUGGACGAGAGGCUCCAGAGGGCAGCGGACCAGAAGCAGGUGACGACGAUGGUCCACGUGGCUCUCUGGUGCAUACAGGAGCGGGCGGAGCUGCGACCGACCAUGACGGCAGUGGUCGAGAUGCUGGAGGGGAAGAUAGCAGCGGCCGCGCCGCCGCCAGAAACGGAUAUGCUCGUGGUGGACCUGCUCUCCAUCAUGGACGACAACGGCCAAUCCAGUACCACCAGCGUUGGCAACAUCGCGGCUAAUGAGGAGACGUCGGCUGCCGUCCGCGGGGGCAAGCACGCGGCCUUUGCGAGCUCGAGCACCAACUCCUUCGCCAUUUCAUAUCUAUCGGGACGAUAAAACUCUCUUCCAAAAAAAAAUCCUGGUUCUUUCUUCUGAUACUCUCGUUGAGUACGAUGAACUUCAUUGAAUUUACUACGAAAUAUCCACAAUUGAAACUCGAACAAACAAGCAAUGAAAGUACAUACAAGAUUUCUUCGACGAUGAUCGAGGCUCUCAUUUUGUAUUGUUUACGUCUCCCAAUCUGUG
Molecule: messenger RNA, 1485 nt
Organism: Zingiber officinale
Lineage: Eukaryota; Viridiplantae; Streptophyta; Magnoliopsida; Zingiberales; Zingiberaceae
Product: probable receptor-like protein kinase At5g20050
Exons: 2
Coding region: 1-1296 (431 amino acids)
Biological process (GO): protein phosphorylation
Molecular function (GO): ATP binding; protein kinase activity
Source: RefSeq, a predicted model, not a curated record